AUGACGUGUUUCGAGGAUUUAUCAAAUGAGAUUUUUUAUGAAAUCAUUGAAUAUCUUGACAUUUGUGAUGCAUACGCCGUGUUUUCAAAAUUAAACCGUCGUUUCCAACAGUUUUUCAAAUAUUUAAGUUUACCAUGGAAAUUUUCUAUACAUUCCGCAAGUAGAGUCAGCUUAUCAGAACGUUGUCAAUACAUAAGAUCUAAACCUGUGGCUGAUAUUUUAUCACUUCGUUUCUCAAAUCCAACCGCUGUCGAUUAUGUUCUUUCGUUAAUUCCAUUGGAUUCGUCAUUCAUUCGCCUCGAAUCGUUGGUGCUUCAUAAAGUAAACCUAUUGAAGUUAGUUUCUAUCCUAACAACUCUCUCAACACUUCCACGGCUUUUCUCACUUACCGCUACGAUGGUUGGGGCCAUUACAUUCCUCCGUGAUGUUCACGACGCAUUAUUGGCUCUACCUGUUCUGAAAUAUUGCAAUACUACGUUUAAUGGAAAGAUCGAAUUCCUUGAGUUGGCUAACUUAUGCGCUAAAAUUAGUCCAAUAGAAUAUUUUGUGAGUAGGACGUCGUAUACUGUGAAGAAUGUAACUGACAUAUUUCGACAUCUCCCGAAGCUCGUUCAUGCGGAAGUGAGUUGCUUUUCGCCGAUGUUUAGUACUGAUAGUCUGAUGCCAUUGCUAGUGAAACAUUUGACUUGUUUACAUUUGCAAACUUCAACACAGGUUGAACAGUUGGAAGUAUUCUUAUCGAAAUUAUGUCAUCAAAUUCAGAUACUACGUAUUUCGUCAUAUUCAAAGAUGGAUUCGACGGAUGCAAAACGGUGGCAACGCUUGAUCUCGUCUCAUUUUCCAGAUCUUCGUACGUUUGAAAUGCAACACUUUGGAGAAAUUUCUAGUUUAAAUGAAUACGAUCUCAUUCGAAAUGAAUUCAAUUCGUCCUUCUGGUGGAAAAGAAAAUGGUUUUUCACCUUUCAAACUUUCAACACUAACAACACCUUCUACAUGCUCUUCUAUUCCCAAAUGCGUGCAUCGAGUACUCGGGAUGCACGUUCGAUCCAUAAUAUUACUAUUGAUGACGCGAAAACCAUCAUUGAAUUUCAAUCUUCACAACUAACAUUCUUCCCUGCGUAUCAAAAUUCUGGUAAUGCAUCACUAUUCCAUCAGAUUCUGAAUACCAUGCCGUAUCAACAACUGAAACGUUUAACAAUCACAAGUAACACUUGUAUGAUGGAUAAUCUGAUAGAUUGGCUAAACCUUUGUACAAAUAUAGAGGUUUUAACUUUCAAAACGUACUACUAUUCGAAAAAGACUUGCUCUUGUAUAAUUCCACGCAUUAUCUUCCAAACAUUAUUGACAUAUGAGAACGUUCAAGAUUUGAUUGACACAUUUCCUCGUUUGGAAAUCUUAGAAAUGAAAAUCAGAGAAAACGAUCUGGAAAAUAUUGUUCGCUUUCUUCUAACAUAUACUCAUGAUGAAAUCUCUCGUUUAUAUUCAAUUAUUAUCCAUGAUGCGCAUUCAAUAUUAUCUGGUAGACUACACAAGCAAAUUGAACGUGAAGAUUUUAAUUGGAUCUGUUCGGUUGAAUUCAUUGGCGAUGUGUUAUAUUUACGAUGGAAAUGA
This is a messenger RNA of Adineta ricciae, 1611 nucleotides long. Lineage: Eukaryota; Metazoa; Rotifera; Eurotatoria; Adinetida; Adinetidae. The record is from the annotation of a GenBank genome assembly.